Soboliphyme baturini is the source of this 348-nucleotide messenger RNA. The record is from the annotation of a GenBank genome assembly. NCBI's taxonomy places the organism in Eukaryota, Metazoa, Nematoda, Enoplea, Dioctophymatida, Soboliphymatidae.
AUGUUCGGUUCUGUCUCACAGAAGCCUGAGUCAAAAUACAACCUCCUCGCCUUCCGCCGAUCCGCCGAUGAGCUGCAACGAGGCUUUUGCUGCAGAGGCACAGUGUUCCAAUCGUGGCAAGAGAGGCAGUGGUCAUCAGCGCAGCCUGAGGGCGAGGGAGACCGACACGCACACCGCCUCACACAGAUCGACAUUCGUUUCGAAUGGCCGACCGUCAGAAAGAUACGGAUGACGCGAGAGCGGUGUGUCAAGAGCAUGAACAGAAGAACUCAGCUGUCCGUCAAUUUUUUGCCUCCGACCGGACUGCUUUCCGCUCAACCUCGACUUCUCAGCGAAAUGCUGUUGUGA